AUGUUAUUGAACGCCGGCAAGGUCACGCAGGAGUUCUAUCUGGUAGAGGGAAACGAAAGUGCCAUCGCGGUCAAUGUUGUCGAUACAUUCCUUCUGGCAUUACUGAUGCUUCCAACGCUGCGCCAAGCCGCUGAGGAAUUUUCCAUCGUGCCUCGAAUUGCGGUCGUCGCAUCUGAUCGGCGUAUUAUGACCAAUCUACCUGAAUGGAAAACGGAGAAUACAUUUGCUACUUUGAAUGACCGAUCCACAGCAAAUAUGUACUAUAACUAG
This is a messenger RNA of Penicillium cinerascens, 270 nucleotides long. RefSeq names its product short-chain dehydrogenase. The record is from RefSeq and is a predicted model, not a curated record. Lineage: Eukaryota; Fungi; Ascomycota; Eurotiomycetes; Eurotiales; Aspergillaceae. Bases 1 to 270 code for a protein of 89 amino acids. The transcript has a single exon.